Messenger RNA from Vollenhovia emeryi, 904 nucleotides. It is a transcript of the gene Tbca, whose product is annotated as tubulin-specific chaperone A. Gene Ontology annotation, biological process: post-chaperonin tubulin folding pathway; tubulin complex assembly. Gene Ontology annotation, molecular function: beta-tubulin binding. The coding region runs from base 431 to 787 and encodes 118 amino acids. The record is from RefSeq and is a predicted model, not a curated record. The transcript has 2 exons. Gene Ontology annotation, cellular component: cytosol; microtubule cytoskeleton. Lineage: Eukaryota; Metazoa; Arthropoda; Insecta; Hymenoptera; Formicidae.
CGCGAUAAAGCUGCUCCCGCGAUUUAUAGAUCGCGACUAAAACCCGCGAGCUACGACGGCGAAAAAGUGUCGACGCGACACGAGGGAAGUCGCAGGACGGAUCAAAUAUCGCGGCGAAAUAUCGAUAUAGCCUAACGACCCCCCCCCCCACCUCGCGAAAUCGAAAUCGAGAUCCGGCGAACGUCGGACGGUACCGAAGUGAAGUGAGUGCGCGAGGCGGCAACAUAACCUCGUCGCGUCGCAGUUGUGGACCACGAUACCGUCUUUGUCGACUCGCCCCUGCCUAAUAAGGCGAGAAGAGGAAAGGGAGAAGCCGAGGAGACCCCCCUCGAUCUCUUGACGCGCGUCCGCGAGCCCGGACCUCACUCCCGUUUCCCGACGUCUCGAGGAGGAGGCGAGUAGCGUCCCGGUUCGAACGCACGGACAAAUAAUGUCUGACCCGCGCAUAAGAACGCUCAAGAUUAAGACAGGAGUAGUGAAGCGCCUCGCCAAGGAGAAGGUCACGUACGAGAAGGAGGCGGCGCAGCAGCGCGAGAGGAUACAGAAGCUGAAAGAUCAGGACAAAGACAGCUACGACAUAAAGAAGCAGGAGGAGGUGCUGCAGGAAUCCCUUAUGAUGGUGCCAGACUGUCAGAGGCGCCUCGUUAAAGCGUUUGAGGAACUCAAGAAGAUCCUGGACACCGAGCAAGACUUGAAGGAGGUCGAGGGUUACAUUGAAGCCGAAAAAGUGCUGCAGGAGGCAGAGGAGCAGCUGCCGAAGGAAGGGGAUAUCCUGCAGAUGUGCUAAGGAAGACAAUGUCCGACGAUCUUUGCUAAAUUACUUUCAAAUAUUAUCCGAAUAUUUAUACCCCUCACCCUUACUAAUCUGUUACAAUUGACUAAUUGUACACUUGAAACUACUGUA